Osmerus eperlanus (European smelt) is the source of this 1165-nucleotide messenger RNA. RefSeq lists its product as uncharacterized. NCBI's taxonomy places the organism in Eukaryota, Metazoa, Chordata, Actinopteri, Osmeriformes, Osmeridae. Gene Ontology annotation, biological process: positive regulation of hippo signaling. Bases 359 to 1165 code for a protein of 268 amino acids. The record is from RefSeq and is a predicted model, not a curated record. The transcript is spliced from 9 exons. Gene Ontology annotation, cellular component: cytoplasmic side of apical plasma membrane; cytoskeleton.
UGUUGCCGCUGCAUAGUCGGUCGGCAGUCUGGUUUAAAGUAACCCAUCCGUGGUGAGAAUCUGUUGUGGCGUAUCUCGUGGUUUAGUCUCCCAUGCAUCGGCACAUACACAGAAGCCCUAACUUUUCUCAAAGUGCAUUUGCCUUUCCAUUAGAAGGAUGACCGGAGUGGAGUGGAGGAGAGGGAGCGAGUGAAGGAGAACGAGAGAAGGAGAACAGACAGGCAGACAGACAGACAGAAAGACAGACAGACAAGGAUACAGACAGACAGAAAGACAGGAAGACAGACAGACAGACAGGGAUACAGACAGAAAGACAGACAGACUAACAGACUGACAGGAAGACAGGGAUACAGACAUAAUGUCUGCCCUAGCUAAAAAGACUGUCUGUGUGCUGCUACCCAACAAAGAACAACUAGACAUCACAGUGGGGGUUAAAGCUACAGGGCAGGAUGUCUUCAACCGCGUAUUGGAGCUUCUGGGAAUUAAAGAACUUCACUUUUUUGGUCUCACAGUGGUGAGGGACAAUGAGCACAUCUUCCUGGAUCUGGAAGAGAAACUCAUCAAGUACUUCCCCAAGGAGUGGAAGCAGGACCCAGCCAAGGGGCUGAAGAGGUCGCUGCCACUGCUCCUGUGUCUCAAGGUGCAGUACUACGUGGAGAACGGCAGGCUGAUCUGCGAGCGCAAGGCGAGGCGUCUGUACUACUCCGACCUGCGUGAGCGCGUGCUGCGGUCUGAAUGUCGGCGGCAGGAGGAGGUGUACUUCCAGCUGGCAGGCUACGCCCUGCAGGCGGACCUGCCUGACCACGUCCAGGACCGCGGGGAACAGGGGGACGCAGCCUACUUCCAGCCCAAGGAGUACUUCCCUCCCUGGAUUGUGGCGAAGCGAGGCGUGGACUACCUCCUCCGCCACGGCCCCAAGGUGCAUGGCGAGCUGCGGGGCAUGUCUGCCCGCGACGCCACGCUGCACUUCAUCAAGGAGUCCUGCAGACUGGAGGAUGUGCCCGUCAUCUUCUACCGCCUGCAGAAGGACAAGAGGGAGGAGAGAGGCACAGCCUUACUGGGGCUGACCCUCAAAGGAAUGCAGGUUUAUCAGGAGGUCAACAACAUCAGGGAGCUGCUGUUUGAUUUCCCUGGUCCAACGUGGGACGACUUACCUUCCUGGUGA